AUGGAAGCCCAAUCGCCAAGAAUUACUUCUGCACUUCUUACAAAAUAUCGUGGACAAAUCGUUCGUUGUGUCGGACGCGUUUUACAGACAUCGAAUAUCGUUGCGACUUUGGAAGCCUGUGAUCAAGGGCAAGUUACAGUUCAUUUAGGACCGGAUACUACCACAUUAACACUACUUAAAUACGUUGAGGUUGUUGGACGUGUUUCUGAUGAUUUAACCAUUAAAGAACAUAUGACAUAUCAACUAAGUGAUAACUUUGACCUCAACUUGUAUAAAUCUGUGAUCGAAAAGGCACAGAAAUAUCCUGAUAUCUUUUCUUGA
This is a messenger RNA of Funneliformis caledonium, 321 nucleotides long. NCBI's taxonomy places the organism in Eukaryota, Fungi, Glomeromycota, Glomeromycetes, Glomerales, Glomeraceae. The record is from the annotation of a GenBank genome assembly.